This is a messenger RNA of Peromyscus leucopus (white-footed mouse), 377 nucleotides long. Its product is annotated as bromodomain and WD repeat-containing protein 1-like. Gene Ontology annotation, biological process: cytoskeleton organization; regulation of cell shape; regulation of transcription by RNA polymerase II. Gene Ontology annotation, cellular component: nucleus. The coding region runs from base 14 to 349 and encodes 111 amino acids. NCBI's taxonomy places the organism in Eukaryota, Metazoa, Chordata, Mammalia, Rodentia, Cricetidae. The record is from RefSeq and is a predicted model, not a curated record. The transcript has a single exon.
CCCGCGCCCCGCCAUGGCGGAGCCUCCGCCAGCCCGACGUCCUGUGCCUCUCAUCGAGUCGGAGCUGUACUUCCUCAUCGCCCGCUACCUCUCGGCUGGCCGGUGUCGCCGAGCAGCGCAGGUGCUGGUGCAGGAGCUGGAGCAGUACCAGCUGUUGCCAAAGAGGCUGGAUUGGGAGGGCAACGAGCACAACAGGAGUUACGAGGAAUUGGUCUUGUCCAAUCAGCAUGUGACUCCUGACCACCUGUUACAAAUCUGCCAAAUCCCACCCAGUAUUUCAAGAGUCACUUCUUUGCUUGGUGCAGGAAGGCAGUCUUUGCUACGUACAGCAAAAGGUACCUUAAUUUGAAGAAGUGUUCUGCUUUGUAUUAAUAGCU